Amoebophrya sp. A25 is the source of this 935-nucleotide messenger RNA. Lineage: Eukaryota; Dinophyceae; Syndiniales; Amoebophryaceae. The record is from the annotation of a GenBank genome assembly.
AUGGGCGCGUGCUUCGGCAAGAAGCAGCCGAAGCAGCCGGGGCAGUGGCAGGAUGCAGAGGAUGAGAAUUAUGCGAGGCGACUUCAGCAGCAGGAAAUCGAGCUAGCACAAGGCAGAGGUGGUCGAGGUGGAAAUAGAAAAGGCGGCAGAGGAGGCUCACAGCCACUAGGAAAUGGCCAAGUACUUGGUAGUGCUGGGGGUGCGCCGGGCUCACCACAGUCCGCAGAGGAGCGGAGGCGGCUGCAGCUCCAAGCGGCUGAGGCGCGCGCGCGACAGUCCGCGGGACGCGGCGGCGUGAGUGAGAAACGUGCGAAGGAGUUAGAAGAGCAGCAAGUGAAGGAGGAUCUCAUCGGCAAGAUCCAAGCAUACUGCGCGAUGCGGAAAAAAGACGAACCGCUGGGUCUUCGACUCGCCACAGUCGACCAACUGCGGGAUACUCUACGCCAGUUACAAACAGGAGUCUAGGACUAGAUGGAGUUCGUCAUUGCCUCAAGACUAUCGUUGUACAGAGACGCGAAUUCAUUCGCCUGUUCGAAACAGAAACUUGGAGCAGCUAGCUCUGUCUAGGCAGCUUUGUAGUGCGCCGAGAGUACAAUGGCUGAGUCAUGAAAAAUUUAUGAUUUUUGUCGCAAGAAGUCGACCACCAGAAUGUCUACUAAUGAACAACAAUAUGAUUCUAUGUAAAUUAAUACGCAGAAAGAACCAGUGAAUGAUACAAUCCCCUAAACAGAUGAAGCCACUGAAUAAUACCUGCCUUGUCCCCUUCCUCCUAUUGUACUAUCAAGAUCUAUUCCCACUGACGCCUCUAACAACCCUAGUGUCCAUGCCAUUUUUUGCCUCUUUUUCCGAACCUCUCGUGUCCCGUUGUUAUCAAUGUAUGCGAUUAUCUGAUGUUCCUAUCCUAAGACGGUUUCAGGCGAUCCUAUGAUCUCGAG